This is a messenger RNA of Crotalus tigris (Tiger rattlesnake), 1829 nucleotides long. It is a transcript of the gene SKP1, whose product is annotated as S-phase kinase associated protein 1. Gene Ontology annotation, biological process: SCF-dependent proteasomal ubiquitin-dependent protein catabolic process. Gene Ontology annotation, cellular component: cytoplasm; nucleus. The transcript is spliced from 7 exons. NCBI's taxonomy places the organism in Eukaryota, Metazoa, Chordata, Lepidosauria, Squamata, Viperidae. The record is from RefSeq and is a predicted model, not a curated record. Gene Ontology annotation, molecular function: cullin family protein binding. The coding region runs from base 152 to 646 and encodes 164 amino acids.
CAAAGCGCUCCAGUGCGCCUUUAAUUUGAGUUGUGUGGUGUGUUUUGUGGGGAGAGGCUAAAAGGCGCCACCGUUGCCGCCGCCGCCGCCGUUGUGCUGCCUCACGGUGAGUGAGGCCGAGGCCUGGUUGAGGUUCGGGCCUCCUCAGCGGAUGAUGCCUUCAAUAAAACUGCAGAGCUCCGAUGGAGAAAUAUUUGAAGUUGAUGUUGAAAUUGCAAAACAGUCUGUAACAAUCAAGACUAUGCUGGAAGACUUGGGAAUGGAUGAUGAAGGAGAUGAUGACCCUGUUCCUCUUCCAAAUGUUAAUGCAGCUAUACUAAAAAAGGUGAUUCAGUGGUGCACCCAUCAUAAAGAUGAUCCACCACCUCCUGAGGAUGAUGAAAACAAAGAGAAACGAACAGAUGAUAUCCCUGUGUGGGAUCAAGAAUUUCUCAAAGUAGACCAAGGAACUCUCUUUGAACUCAUCUUGGCUGCAAACUACUUAGAUAUCAAAGGCUUACUGGAUGUGACAUGCAAGACUGUUGCAAAUAUGAUUAAAGGCAAAACACCAGAAGAAAUCCGCAAGACUUUCAAUAUUAAAAAUGACUUCACUGAAGAGGAAGAAGCCCAGGUACGCAAAGAAAACCAAUGGUGUGAAGAGAAGUGAAGCUUUGUGCCUGAUCCCUAACAACACUUUCCUAAGAUACUUGAAUGAGAACAUCAUGCAAGUAUUAGGAGGAUCAACCUGCAAUUCUACCUUUGAUUCAUUUAUGGUCAGCUUACUCACUACUUUCAAACUGUAACCUGUCAGCAUUACUGUCUCUUUCUAAUCUUUCUGAAAAUGGAAGGAAAAGAAUGUUAGAAGUUAACUAUGGUUGGAGUCUGAAAAAAAUGAGGUCAAUGAAAGAGUUUUCUCAGUCCAUAUCAAAUGUAGGUCUACAGUUAAAUAAUUAUUAAUUUGAAGUUGUAGACUGUCCCUACCAUUAUUUAUACUGAUUUAAAGCUGUAGUUAACCGAUUUCUCAUUCCCCAGAAAUUUCUGUUUUCCUUUUUAAGAGAGAUAAGUGGGGAAAAUCGGAAGCAGUUUCUUCUCAUUGCCGCAGAAUAAAGUACUAUGGGAAAUGUGCUGCAUGCUCCUCAACGCUGCAAAUUGCGUAGUUAACUUUGUGUGUUAGCUUGCAUGUAAAAAUAGUUCUAUUUGAUUUACCUGAAUCAGUUUUUUUCUUCCUUUUUGUUCCUUUAGAGCAGUGUUUCUCAACCUUGACAAUUUUAAGGCAUGUGGACUUCAACUCCCAGAAUUCCACAGCCAGCAAUGCUGGCUGUGGAAUUCUGGGAGAUGAAGUCCACAUGCCUUAAAAUUGUCAAGGUUGAGAAACACUGCUUUAGAGGUAGGCUUUUCUAAACUUUAUUUCUUAAGGAUUCAAUAUAUGGUUGCUUCAAUAAAAGACAGUUAAAGAAUGAACAUGCUAAUGUAGAAUGCUUGUUCUACACUGCAUUCUUUACUAAGCUUCAUGUUGCUCAAUUAAAAAAACAAGCAGCAAGCUUGAUACAAUGGAUAAGUAUUUAGAUUUUCCUCUUAUUUUACUCUCACUAGUUAAAUAUGAAUUUAUUUCAGGUUUUAACUAGCAAUAAUUUUCGCCUGGCCUGUGUGUGUUCAGAUAGUGCAGAGAUGCCAUCAAAAUAGGGAGAAGGCAAAUAUGAAUUGUCAUAGAUGUAUGCUUUAUAUUGUUCAAUAUAAGACCUGAAAAAAUAUGUUGUUUAUUAAUACACUUACAGAAAAAUACUCCAUAUGAAUCUGAAAAACUGGCAUUGCAAUAAAUUGUAGUGAGAGCAGAACUUGGUUCAAUCAAA